Molecule: messenger RNA, 1437 nt
Organism: Lotus japonicus
Lineage: Eukaryota; Viridiplantae; Streptophyta; Magnoliopsida; Fabales; Fabaceae
Product: naringenin,2-oxoglutarate 3-dioxygenase-like
Exons: 3
Coding region: 121-1221 (366 amino acids)
Source: RefSeq, a predicted model, not a curated record
UUCUCUUACCUGUCCCUCAACCUCAACACUCUAUUAAUUCCAUCACUCCCCACCAUUCUCAAACCCAAAAAAACAGAGCACACACAAACAAACUCUGAAACUCUAACCAACCAUCCAACAAUGGCAUCAUUCAAACCCAAAACUCUCACCACACUGGCUCAACAAAACACCCUAGAGUCCAGCUUCGUCCGUGACGAAGACGAGCGCCCUAAGGUCGCUUACAACAAUUUCAGCAAUGAGAUCCCGGUCAUUUCCCUCGCCGGAAUUGACGAGGUCGAUGACCGGAGAUCUGAGAUUUGUAACAAGAUUGUUGAGGCUUGUGAGAAUUGGGGUAUUUUUCAGGUUGUUGAUCAUGGGGUCGACACUGAAUUGGUUUCCCACAUGACCACUCUUGCUAAAGAGUUCUUCGCUCUUCCACCGGAGGAGAAGCUUCGGUUUGACAUGACCGGUGGCAAAAAGGGCGGUUUCAUCGUCUCCAGCCACCUCCAAGGAGAAUCAGUGCAGGAUUGGAGAGAGAUAGUGACAUACUUUUCAUAUCCAAUCAGGAAUAGGGACUACUCACGGUGGCCGGACACCCCAGCAGGGUGGAAGGCGGUGACGGAGGAGUACAGCGAGAAGCUGAUGGGUUUAGCAUGCAAGCUGUUGGAGGUAUUGUCUGAGGCAAUGGGGUUAGAGAAAGAGGCUCUAACAAAGGCGUGUGUGGAUAUGGACCAGAAGGUUGUGGUGAAUUAUUACCCAAAAUGUCCUCAACCUGACCUCACUCUUGGGCUGAAGCGACACACUGAUCCUGGCACCAUUACUCUGCUGCUUCAGGAUCAAGUGGGUGGGCUUCAAGCUACUAGGGAUAAUGGGAAGACAUGGAUCACUGUGCAGCCUGUUGAAGGAGCUUUUGUUGUCAAUCUUGGUGACCAUGGUCAUUAUCUGAGCAAUGGAAGGUUCAAGAACGCUGAUCACCAAGCAGUGGUGAACUCAAACUCAAGCCGUUUAUCAAUCGCCACAUUCCAGAACCCGGCACCAGAUGCAACUGUAUACCCUUUGAAGGUUCGAGAGGGAGAGAAGUCAGUAAUGGAAGAACCAAUCACAUUUGCUGAAAUGUACAGGAGGAAGAUGAGCAAGGACAUUGAGCUUGCUCGGAUGAAGAAGCUGGCUAAGGAGAAGAAACUGCAGGAUUUGGAGAAGGCCAAACUCGAACCCAAAGCCAUGAAUGAGAUCUUUGCUUAAGCCAAACUCGACCCCUACUAUUGGUGUUAUUUUUUCAUUUGUGUAGGGUCAAUAGUUAAUCUUUAUAAAAGCUUUUAUGUUUGUGGCUUUGCAUUGAAUGAUGUUAAGCUUUGUCCUCGUGGACCGGCGUUGUUCAUUUAUUUGCCUAUGAACUAGAUCCUACGAGGUCUUUGUAGUGAACCUAUAUUUAAAUGAAAAUAAGACCCCAUUUCCUUA